This is a messenger RNA of Molossus molossus (Pallas's mastiff bat), 5106 nucleotides long. It is a transcript of the gene QRICH2, whose product is annotated as glutamine rich 2. NCBI's taxonomy places the organism in Eukaryota, Metazoa, Chordata, Mammalia, Chiroptera, Molossidae. The transcript has 25 exons. The annotation marks the transcript as partial. The record is from RefSeq and is a predicted model, not a curated record.
UCUGAACUCUUCUUCCAGAAACUCCUGCAGCGGAUUGAGGAAUUAGAGAAGAUAGUCAGAGACCAGGAGGAAUUCCUGGCACCCUUCAGUCGCAAGAUGACUCUGUUGUCUGCUGGAGAAGAAGUCACCAUGGUCACCUGGGAGGAGCUGGAGCAAGCAAUUGCUGACGGCUGGAAGGCCUCACAAGGGUCCCUCGAGCCGGCACCAGGAGUUCUUAAGCACAAAGGGAAGACCUCCUCAACAUCAAUUGAUGCGAGUCCCACUAGAGCCUCCAUUCAGCCUUCGAGUAUUGACCAGGGUCUGGAUUCUGCCAGUGAUUUUGGCCCCCCUCUGACCUUAUCAGGAGCCAGUGGAUCAGGAUACCCCUCUGAAGGGGUUCUUAGCAGGGAUCGAAGCAGGCUGACCUCUGGUAGAGGACAGCCAAGGGUCCGUGAUGAAGCCGGCCUCGCAAAAUUCCCUCAACCCCCCGUGUCCCAGUUCAGAAUGGAGUCUGAUCAGUACGAGCCGAGAGAGCAGCCUGGCUUAGCACGUCUAAGAGGCGAUGGACAAGCUGCGUACGCUGGCCCAGUUCAACAGGAUUUACCCUUGACCAGAGAUGGACAACAGCUUGUGUACCCAGAUCGUUAUGGGAGAAUGAACAUUAGCCAGGGUCAAGUCUACGCAAGGCCAGAUCAGUAUGAAUUAGGGCCACCUGGCCUGGACCAGCGUGAGCGCUUGCCUCCUACCACUUAUCCACAUGGCAUAGUCCCCUUUAGAACAGAUCAGCUGGGUAUGAUGCCACCUGCAAUGAAUGAGCCAGGAUUGCUGCUGCCUGGCAGAGAUCAGCAAGGAUUGGAGCUACCUACUGCAGAGCAGCCUGCUGUGGUUCCACUUAGCACAGAUCAGCGUGGUGUGAGGCUUUAUGGCACAGACCAACGUGCUGUGGAGCAGCCUGCAAUGGAUGAGAGUGGUGUGGGACCCUUAGGCAGAGGUCAGCAAAGAUUCAAAAUAUUUGGCAUGGACCAACAAGGCCUGGUUCCACCUUUCACAGAUCAGCAUGUUUGGGGUGCACCUGGUUUGAUGCAAGUUGCUACAGAUGAGCAAGGUUUUGCACAGCCUAGUUUAGAAACACCUGGCUUCCUACAACCUGGCACACAGCAGCAAGAUGUGAUCCAGCCUGGUGCAGUUCAGCCUGGUUUGGUCCAACCUGGUGCAGUUCAGCCUGGUUUGGUCCAACCUGGAAUGGACCAGCGUGGUUUAGUCCAACCUGGUCCAGUUCAGCCUGGUUUGGUCCAACCUGGAAUGGACCAGCGUGGUUUAGUCCAACCUGGUCCAGUUCAGCCUGGUUUGGUCCAACCUGGAAUGGACCAGCGUGGUUUAGUCCAACCUGGUCCAGGUCAGCCUGGUUUGGUCCAACCUGGUGCAGUUCAGCCUGGUUUGGUCCAACCUGGUUUGGUCCAACCUGGUGCAGUUCAGCCUGGUUUGGUCCAACCUGGUUUGGUCCAACCUGGUGCAGUUCAGCCUGGUUUGGUCCAACCUGGAAUGGACCAGCGUGGUUUAGUCCAACCUGGUCCAGGUCAGCCUGGUUUGGUCCAACCUGGUGCAGUUCAGCCUGGUUUGGUCCAACCUGGUUUGGUCCAACCUGGUGCAGUUCAGCCUGGUUUGGUCCAACCUGGAAUGGACCAGCGUGGUUUAGUCCAACCUGGUGCGGGUCAGCGUGGUUUGGUCCAACCUGGUGCGGGUCAGCCUGGUUUGGUCCAACCUGGUGCGGGUCAGCCUGGUUUGGUCCAACCUGGUACAGUUCAGCGUGGUUUGGUCCAACCUGGUGCAGUUCAGCCUGGUUUAGUCCAACCUGGUCCAGGUCAGCCUGGUUUGGUCCAACCUGGUGCAGUUCAGCCUGGUUUGGUCCAACCUGGAAUGGACCAGCGUGGUUUGGUCCAACCUGGUGCAGGUCAGCGUGGUUUGGUCCAACCUGGUGCAGUUCAGCCUGGUUUAGUCCAACCUGGUGCAGUUCAGCCUGCUUUGGUCCAACCUGGAAUGGACCAGCGUGGUUUUGUCCAACCUGGUAUAGUUCAGCCUGGUUUGGUCCAAUCUGGAAUAGACCAGCGUGGUUUUGUCCAACCUGGUGCAGUUCAGCCUGGUUUGUUCCAACCUGGAAUGGAUCAGCGUGGUUUGUUCCAACCUGGAGUGGGUCAGCGUGGUUUGGUCCAACCUGGAGUGGAUCAGCGUGGUUUGGUACAGACUGGUGCAUAUCCACAUAGUUUGGUUCAACCUGGUGCCUAUCCACAUGUUUUGGUCCAACCUGGUGCAGGUCAACCUGGUCUAGUCCAACCUGGUGCAGGUCAGCCUGGUUUAGUCCAACCUGGUGCAGGUCAGCCUGGUUUAGUCCAACCUGGUGCAGAGCUUCAUGGCCAUGCGGAUUCUCGAACUUUUGUAUCACCACGCCCAUAUCAACAUGGUGUGAUACCUCCUGGCAGAGAUCAACAGAGACAGCAGUCACCACACCUAGCCAAGCAAGGUUUGAAGUCACAAGAGGGUUUGGUACCGACAGAAACUGAUCAACAAGAUUCGAUGCAUCCUGACACAGCCCAGCGUGGUUCAGUUCCAUUAAGCACAGGUGUGGAAUCUGCACACCCAGAUGAACAGCUUUUGGAAUCACCUGGCCCAGACCAGCGUGACCAUGCAUACUCUAUCCCAGACUCCCACUACCUGAUGUACCCUGGCCCUCAUGGCCCAGGGUACCCAGGUGUCGAGUAUGUCCAAAUAGAUUUGGGUCCUUACAGUCAGACUGUGCCAAGCCAAGAUGGCACCUUCCCCAGGAGUGCAGACUCCCUCGGAUAUCUCCGGAGGGUCUCAUCAGAACGGAGUGACAUCCCGAGCGGGAAACGCGACUCGCUGGAGAAAGUGGCUCCUAGCUUCCCCAUGGCGGUGGAGACCUUCCGGCUGAUAGGGGAGCUCAUCGGCCUCUACGUGGAGCUGAAGGAGAAAAUGAAGGACCUGGAUGAGGAGAGAGCUGGCCAAACGGACUUGGAGAAGAUCCAGCACAUGCUGGCAGUGUUGGUCCACAAGACCAUCCCCGCAGACCUGCCGGAACAGCUGAAGUCCAUAAAGAACUUGACCAGAGAAGUUCGGCAGGAAAAAGCGAAGAUGGAGAAGAUUCAAAGGCUCCUGGAGGGCCCAGGGGCCGAGGAAGUGGGAAAGGAGCUGAAACCUGGCCACCUGGGCUUGCAGCUGGGCAUCCUCAGGGCCUCCGUGGCUGACAUCGAGAAGGAGCUGGCAGAGCUGAGGGAGAGCCAGGAGCGGGGCAAGGUCAUGAUGGAGCAUUCGGUCUCCGAAGCCUCGCUCUACCUACAGGACCAGUUAGACAAGCUCAGGACAAUCAUCGAGAACAUGCUGGCCUCAUCGUCCACGCUGCUGUCCAUGAGCAUGGCCCCUGCGAAGACCCUGCCCACCGUCUUGGCGCCUGGCCAGAUUGACCCUCAGAGCACCUGCCCGGCCUGCAGCCUGGACUUCAGUCACCAGGUCAGCAUUCUGGUGCAGCGCUACGAGCAGCUACAGAACAUGGUCAACAGCCUGGCCGCCUCCCGGCCCUCCAAGAAAGCCAAGCUCCAGAGCCAGGAUGAGGAGCUGCUGGGCCAUGUCCAGAGCGCCAUCCUGCAGGUGCAGGGUGACUGCGAGAAGCUCAACAUCAUCACCAGCAGCCUCAUCGAGGACCAUCGGCAGAAACAGAAGGACAUCGACGUGUUGUACCAGGGUCUGGAGAAGCUCGAGAAGGAGAAAGCCAACAGGGAGCACCUGGAGAUGGAGAUCGACGUGAAAGCCGACAAGAGUGCCCUGGCAUGCAAAGUGAGCCGUGUCCAGUUUGACGCCACCACGGAGCAGCUGAAUCACAUGAUGCAGGAGCUGGUGGCCAAGAUGAGCGGGCAGGAGCAGGACUGGCAGAAGAUGCUGGACAAGCUGCUGGUGGAGAUGGACAGCAAGCUGGACCGCCUGGAGCUGGACCCUGUGAAGCAGUUGCUAGAGGACCGGUGGAGAUCCUUGCGACAGCAGCUCAAAGAGCGCUCGCCCCACUACCAGGCCGACGAGGCCGCCUGCAUGCGGAGGCAGCUCCUGGCACAUUUCCACUGCCUGUCAUGUGACCGUCCCUUGGAGACACCUGUGACUGGACAAAUCAUCCCCAUGACCCCCGUGGGGCAGGGCCUACCAGGGCACCGCUCCACCCGCCCCUACCUCAUCUUUGAGCUGGAGCAGAUCCGGCAGCAAAACCGCAACCUGAAGCUGGGCGGCGGCACCUUCCCGCGGGCCGACCUGGCGUCCAUGGAGCGCAGCGUGGGGCGCCUGCGCAGCAUGCACUCCAAGAUGCUGAUGGACAUCGAGAAGGUGCAGAUCCACUUCGGGGGCUCGGUCAAGGCCAGCAGCCAGAUGAUCCACGAGCUGCUGCAGGCCCAGUGCCUCAGCAACCCCUGCCCCAAACGGGUGUCAGAUAUAUCCGACUACACCUACUCGGCGAUGCCGCGGCGCUGUGGGGGCAGCCACACCCUCACCUACCCCUACCGCCGCAGCCGCCUGCAGCACCUGCCGCAGGGCCCGUGCCCCGAGGAGAUCCAGAUCGCCAUGAAGCAUGACGAGGUGGACAUCUUGGGCCUCGACGGGCACAUUUACAAGGGACGAAUGGAUAAAAGGCUGCCGGGCAUCCCGAGCAAGGACAGCUUAGGCAACACCAGGCACAAAGCCAAGUCAUCCCGGCCCCACGUGCACCGGCAGCCGACCCUCAGCGACAGCGGCCAGCUGCCCACGCGGCCCCGGAGCGCUCAGAUGCUGGCGGGCAACACCUCAGCUCCUCCUCGUCAGCGGACAGACAGACCGGUCUCCUCGGAGGGGCGCCUCUCCCAGACAACCUUGGCCCACCUGCCCAGCGCCAGGGAGCCAGCCGCGGGCCUGGAGAUGCCCCUGGACCUGCCUCCCGCGGAGGGGCAGGAGGAGCCCACCCGGGGGCCGAGAAGCAUGACCUUGGACAGGUGGCAGCUCGCAGACCCCUUGCGCCUGCAGCAUCACACCACUCGGCUCCGCAGCACCUGCCUGGGGCAGGCGGAGGAAGGGAUGCUGAGCGCGGGGGGGCUCUUCUGA